This is a messenger RNA of Cherax quadricarinatus, 2882 nucleotides long. RefSeq lists its product as uncharacterized. NCBI's taxonomy places the organism in Eukaryota, Metazoa, Arthropoda, Malacostraca, Decapoda, Parastacidae. The record is from RefSeq and is a predicted model, not a curated record.
AAGUGCGGCCCUCUGGCACUCUGGCCUGGGUCACCACUCUAUACACACACAUACACUGGCACUCUUCAGUGUGCUCACUAGCCUAAUACAACACUAUCAUCCAAAUUUUUGUACACUAACAUAUUCCAGCACCACUCUCAGAACAAGGUAGAAGACAACAAACUCAGCUGGGAAUUACGUACACUACAUCGAACAGAAAUGUUGCACUUAUAUUUGUAUCUUUAGAUAAACAUUCAUCAUAACGUAAACACCAGUUAUGGACCCGACUUUACAUCUCAGCUUGAGUAAUUCUAGGCAGUAAGAGAAAAGUAAAAACAAACCUUAAGAUCGAAACAUAAUUGCCUGCAGACUCUCACAAGUCUACCAAAUACGUCCAGUACAGCCUCUUGUAGUGCCUGCAUCAUCAGCCAGGUAGUUUUUUUAGCAGACCUCAUCCCACACUCACAAACAUUCGUAUUUCCCAUCAGGGAAUAUCAACUUUUGUAGGGCUCUGAGCACGUCACUCAGAGCACCAGCAAGAUGGCAAACGCGCCGAACUUGCUGCUCUCGCACCACCUAUUGGGGAAUCCUCUCCUUCAGUACCAGCUGCUACUCAACAGCCUCCUUCUGCCCAUGGUGGCACCACCUGAGCAAUUCGACGGCACUGUGCCAGAGAGUACCUCGGUGCCUGAUGACGGUGCCAAUGUUGAUAUGGAUGAUUACCUACGCAUGACGGCGCUCUCUAACCAGCUGGCCAUCACGCAACUUAACCAGCUGGUGGCGCAGCUGGCUGAAUCUGACACUGGUGCCAACUGCAAAGACAACAAAAAGGGCGAGCAGAGGGAGCAGGAGGCUGCUCAGCAGCGGGAGUACCAGAGGAAGCUGCUGCAGCUGAUAUCAGAGGGCUUCAAGGCGCUGUCCAAGGAACUUGGUCACACCAAGACGCAGGUCGCCAGUGGCUUCAAUCUUACAGCUACCGGGCAAGAGUCGUCGAAAAGCAUGCUGCUGCAGGCGCUGCUGGAGGGAUUCAACAACAGCAACCUGGACGUGGCUGACCUGAGACGUCAAGUUGAGAGUCUCAGCGUCUCCUUCAACAUCGAACUACAAGAUCUGCUGGAGACACUGAAGGAUGAGACGACCCAGCUCUUCAAGAACCACACCCACCUUGUCACAGAGUUGUCAUCUGGAGUGCAGGAUCGAGUGCUGGAAGGCUUCAGUAACUCCAGCGUGGAGGUGGCUACCCUCCGUCAGCAGCACCAAGACCUCAGUGACUCCCACACCACCACCAUGCAAGAUCUGCUGGAGACACUGAAGGAGGAGACGACCCAACUCUUCAAGAACCACACUUACCUUGUCACAGAGUUGUCAUCUGGAGUGCAGGAUCGAGUGCUGGAAGGCUUCAGUAACUCCAGCGUGGAGGUGGCUACCCUCCGUCAGCAGCACCAAGACCUCAGUGACUCCCACACCACCACCAUACAAGAGCUGCAGGAGACGUUGCUGGAGGAGGUGGCCAAGAUGCUGAAGAACCACACUGUCCUUAUCAAAGGGACGCUGGAGCUGGCGCAGGUCACGGCAACAGGCCUGCUCAAGCUGCAGGCUGACUACCACAACAUGACUGACAUCCUCAGCGACUUCAUUACCAACUUCGACAACUUCACAGCCACCUUCCCUGCCAUGAUCCCGACGAGCCAGAAGUGUGAAAAAAAUGACUCAGCAGUUGUGGCAGAGUGCCCCAACCAGUUCUUCCUGGUGGAGGAAGAGUGUUUCUUCUUCAGCGGGGAAGAGGAGCAGCUGACGUGGGCCCAGGCCAGGAAGUUCUGCAGGAACGUGGGUGGUGACCUGGCAGAGCCACACGACCCUCUGGUCUUCAUCCUCGCCCUCAGGAGCCGUUUUGGAGAGGAGGCGGAUGAGCUGUGGGUAGGGGGAGAGGAGAAGCAGGAGGUGUCAACGCCGGAUACUUCCUUCAGAAGUGACACUGGCGUUCCCUUGCAGGAAGAAUCUGCACUGUGGCAUUGGCUCUCUGGAGCGGUAGUGGACCACGGCUGGCAUAAGGGCAGGCCCUCAGGGCCCGUUGGAAUCGAGAGCUGCCUCACAGUGUCUAAACUGUCCCUCAACAGUGCCUACUGCGGCAAGGAACUUCGCUUCGUCUGCGAGUACCCCAGGAACCCAUAAACAUCGACAGCAAGAAACUUCACUGCGUAUGCAAGUACCGUAAGAACCUAUGAACAUCAACAGCAAGGAACAUACCUUCAUCUACGAGUAUUCUAAGAGACGAUAAACAUCGAUGACAAGGAAGUUCCCAUCGACAACAAGUUCCCCAAGUGAUUACAAGCGUUGAAGUCAGAGCUAAGAUCAUCGCUGUAAUGGUGGUCUUUAAGUCCUGGAUGUCUCAGUGUACAUACACAGAGAGGUGUGUAUCUCUUAGUGUACAUACGCAGGGAAAUGACCAUAAGUUUUAAAGCGGAAGGCCUCGAUCAGAUGACGAAAAGCUCCAGCGGCGGGUCAUCAUCUAAGACCCGUGUCAGGAAACACUUGUCCUGUUUCCUGACGAACCUUACCUAAUCUAGCAGGGAAAUGUGUAUCACCGGGUGUACAUAUACAGAGGUAUGUAUCUCUGUGUAUGUAUACACAGACGUAUGCAUAUGUUAUAUAUACACAGAGGUGUAUGGGUGUAUAUACCCAGAGGUGUUUAUAUCUCAGUGUAUAUAUGCCGAGAUGUGUAUACCUCUGUCAGUAUAUACAGAGGAAUGUAGGAAAUAUUUUUCACUUUAUAUACUGACAGGUAUGUAUCUCGCAGCACAUAUACACAAUGAGGUAUUUCAUUAUAUAUACACCGAUAGGUAAGAAUCAACCUGUGUAUAUACACAGAGGGGUAUCUCACUAUAUAUACACCAAGAUAUGUA